Messenger RNA from Tachysurus vachellii, 842 nucleotides. It is a transcript of the gene edf1, whose product is annotated as endothelial differentiation-related factor 1. Gene Ontology annotation, cellular component: nucleus. The transcript is spliced from 5 exons. Gene Ontology annotation, molecular function: DNA binding. Bases 124 to 567 code for a protein of 147 amino acids. The record is from RefSeq and is a predicted model, not a curated record. Lineage: Eukaryota; Metazoa; Chordata; Actinopteri; Siluriformes; Bagridae.
UCGCACUUCCGGCUUCUACGUGAACUCUUACUGUGAAAAAAAUAGUUAGCGCGAGUUGGCGUUCUUUUAACUCUACAUAAGUCACGAUCAUUAUUAUAUAAAACAAAGAAUCUCGGACAAAAUAUGGCCGAGAGUGACUGGGAUACAGUGACCGUGCUGAGGAAGAAAGGAUCCGCGUCGCAAGCUAAAUCCAAAAAGGCAGUAAUUACAGCCCAAAGACGAGGGGAAGACGUGGAGACUACAAAGAAGUGGGCUGCAGGUCAGAAUAAACAGCAUGUUGUAACUAAGAAUACAGCCAAACUUGACAGAGAAACAGAGGAGCUCCAUCACGAGCGAGUAACUCUGGAGGUGGGCAAAGUCAUGCAACAGGGCCGUCAAAACAAAGGCUUAACCCAGAAGGAUUUGGCCACAAAAGUUAAUGAGAAGCCACAAGUUAUUGCGGACUAUGAAGCCGGAAAGGCCAUACCAAAUAAUCAAGUAAUGGGAAAGAUUGAGAGAGCUAUCGGGCUUAAACUGCGUGGAAGGGAAAUUGGGCAGCCCCUCAAAGCAGAGCCUAAGAAAAAAUGAAGAAAAAAUCCUCGAAAUCCACCACAUAGCAUGCAGAAUCCUUCACUAUUCUGGCCUUACAGUCCAUUUUCAUAUGCUGCUGCCUCGUUAAUUCCCUUUAAAACAGUGGUGGACCAAAUGUCAAUUUAUUGACAAUAUAAUGAAAGAAUCUUUGCAUACAAAAUACUGCUAUUUUUUUUCUUUAUUUUAAACAGACCGAAAUGUCUUCUGUUGUGUACAUUUACAUAAUUUUAUGCUUGCUUUAAAGUUUAAAUAAAUUUUGCCAUUUGAUUUAA